Haemonchus placei is the source of this 321-nucleotide messenger RNA. NCBI's taxonomy places the organism in Eukaryota, Metazoa, Nematoda, Chromadorea, Rhabditida, Trichostrongylidae. The record is from the annotation of a GenBank genome assembly.
AUGUGGGAGGACAGUGAGAACAAGAUCUUUACUGACAUCAUAUGUAGUAUAAAUAGAAGUAUAAACAGAAAACCGCAUCCAACCUUACUUUGCUUUCCAACAAGCAGGUUCUUCAAAGAUCAGGAGUUAAAAAAUGAUCGAUUCGUUCAAAAAAUCAAAAGGAGCGUUGGUAAAUGGGCAGUCACACUCAUUAUGAAGAAUCCUACGCAAGACGAUCAAGGAGUGUACAAAGUGGUGGCCACGAACUCAGCAGGAAGCCAUUCAGUUGAGCAACAAUAUGUCCACUCACAGACAGCUAAUGAGAUUUUCAAAACGCAAUAG